AUGGUCCAAGAAAUUAACUCUGUUGCCGAAUUCGAUUCUGCUUUACAAGCUCAAGAUAAAUUAAUCGUUGUCGAUUUUUUCGCUACAUGGUGUGGCCCUUGUAAGAUGAUCUCUCCAAUGAUCGAAAAAUUCAGUGAACAAUACUCUCAAGCUGGUUUCUACAAGGUUGAUGUCGAUGCUGUCCCAGAUUUAGCCCAAAAAUUAGAAAUUUCUGCUAUGCCAACUUUAGUCUUCUUCAAGAACGGUAAGGAAAUCGCCAAGGUCGUCGGUGCUAACAUGGCUGCCAUCAAGCAAAACAUUGUUUCUAACAUAUAA
This is a messenger RNA of Kazachstania africana CBS 2517, 315 nucleotides long. RefSeq names its product thioredoxin TRX2 (gene TRX2). Lineage: Eukaryota; Fungi; Ascomycota; Saccharomycetes; Saccharomycetales; Saccharomycetaceae. The record is from RefSeq and is a predicted model, not a curated record. The coding region runs from base 1 to 315 and encodes 104 amino acids. Gene Ontology annotation, molecular function: protein-disulfide reductase activity. The transcript has a single exon.